Molecule: messenger RNA, 892 nt
Organism: Sesamum indicum (sesame)
Lineage: Eukaryota; Viridiplantae; Streptophyta; Magnoliopsida; Lamiales; Pedaliaceae
Product: hikeshi-like protein
Biological process (GO): protein import into nucleus
Cellular component (GO): nucleus; cytosol
Molecular function (GO): nuclear import signal receptor activity
Source: RefSeq, a predicted model, not a curated record
ACAUCGAAGGAGAGAAGCAGAACACAGCAGCCCAAAAUGUUCGGAGUGGUAUUCCCGAAUCGCAGUUUCCCCUUAGACAUCUCCACCUUCACCCAAAUCGACUCCACCCACUGGCUCCUAGACAUGAAUCACUUCGUCGGAGAAUCCUACGAUUCCAUCCGAGAAAUCUGCAUUUUCCUCCUCAACAAUUUCACUCUGCCCCCCGACAAGGCCCUCGCUCUCUACAUCCAAUCCCCCGGCAGCCCUUUUCUCUUCUGCGGCGCCGUCACGAUUUCCCGCCCCUCCGCCGUCCUUUCUCUCCCUUGGCCAGAGCCCGGAAGCGGAAGUGUGCCCCAGUUGACGGCGCCGGACGCUCCGCCUCUAUCCGCCAAGAUCGGCGUGUCGGUUGAGGAUUUGGCGGCGCUGCCUUCGCUUGACGUGGCGGCGGAGAGGAAGAUUGAGCGGCUGGCCUUGAAAGUUGGGGAGAAUUUGUUCAAUUUCAUGCAGUCGUUUUGUGGGGUGGAUGGGUCGAAGCUGGUUGUGCCAAUGGAUAUCUUGGACCGGUGGUUUAAGAAGUUUCAGGAAAGGGCUAAGCGUGAUCCAGAAUAUCUGAAAGGUUUCGCCUUGUAGAAGUAAAAGAUCGUUGAGAUAUGGUGACAAACAGUGAUGUACGAACACAAUUUGAGAAGAUGAACCAGGAUGAUAGAGGGUUUAGCAUGGCUGGAAGGGGAAUCAAGUUCAGUCUUCAUAUCAUGACAAGUAGAAGAGAAAGAAAGGACCUCAAUAAGUUAUAGUGCCGGAUUGUUGUAAUAUUAGAUGUGUUUAUUCGCGAUCGAUGAAGUUUCUUGUAAUGCCCAGAAGGGAAUUUUGGACCAAAAAGUUUGUGGAAAUGUAAAUAGGGAAAUGAAGCUGA